AUUUUGAAGCAAGUUUUAUUCGUCUGAUUGACAAAGUGACCAAUGGCUCUCGGAUUGAAAUAAACCAAACAGGUACUACCUUGUAUUAUCAGCCUGGACUUCUGUACGGGGGCUCAUUGGAACAUGACUGCAGCCCCAGUCGCAGUAUUGGCUACUAUUUGGAAAGUCUGCUCUGCUUGGCACCGUUCAUGAAGCAUCCGUUGAAGAUUAUCCUGAGGGGAGUAACAAAUGACCAAGUUGAUCCUUCAGUUGAUGUCCUUAAGGCAACAGCUCUACCCCUUCUGAAGAAGUUUGGAAUUGAUGGUGAAAGUCUGGAAAUAAAGGUAAGACAAUUU
Molecule: messenger RNA, 335 nt
Organism: Antrostomus carolinensis (chuck-will's-widow)
Lineage: Eukaryota; Metazoa; Chordata; Aves; Caprimulgiformes; Caprimulgidae
Product: RNA 3'-terminal phosphate cyclase-like protein
Exons: 3
Biological process (GO): endonucleolytic cleavage of tricistronic rRNA transcript (SSU-rRNA, 5.8S rRNA, LSU-rRNA)
Cellular component (GO): nucleolus
Molecular function (GO): RNA endonuclease activity
Source: RefSeq, a predicted model, not a curated record